Astrephomene gubernaculifera is the source of this 1439-nucleotide messenger RNA. The record is from the annotation of a GenBank genome assembly. Lineage: Eukaryota; Viridiplantae; Chlorophyta; Chlorophyceae; Chlamydomonadales; Astrephomenaceae.
GCCCGCCCGCCAAGCGCCGACGGCGGCAGUCGUCGCAAGGUGACGUUAAUGGCGUCGAGGCGGAAGAGGAGGGCGAUGACGGUGGCUACGGAAGCAGCGAGGAUGACGGGGAUCAAGGUGACGUACCGGAGUGGGUCGAUGAUGACGAUGCGGAUCUCGAUGUGGAUCUUGACGUGCACUUUGAGGAGGAAGAGGAGGUGGAUGAGCUUGCAGCCCUGGGUGAUGUGGAUGGUGCAGCAGCGGCAACGGCGGCGGCGGGUCUAGCCCGAGUGGACAGCCGGGCGGCUUGGUCGCAGCCCUCAGUCGCCGCCGCUGCCGAUGAAGCCCAAGACAUGGCGGCGAUAGCGGAGGCGGCCGCGGCAGUGUCGGAGGCGGCAGCCGUCAUGAGUGUCGACGGCGGCGGCCGCCGCCGCCGCAGUAGCGUCAGCGGAGGAGGCGCCGCUACCGUCGCCGUGGAGGGCUUGCCGGAGGCACAGCUGUCAUACCUUCGCGCGCUCAGUCGUCAAGACGUGUCUGGCGCGGACUUGGGGGAGCUGCUUGUGGGUUUCUUCAACCGUUACGGCGUACGGCUGGAUCUAGCAACCGAAGCGGUUAGUGUCGUACGAGGUGGCAUCACUCGGAAGCUCCCUGCAUGGCGCAAGUCGUACCACGGCCGCGGACGGCUGGCGGACGGCAGGCGGCCGGGGUCGCUGUUGGCGGUUGAGGAUCCACAGCAGCGUUGGGCAGACAUUGCCGGCGGCUCGUUCAACAUUUCGGGGGUGCUGGAACGCUUCGCGCAGGCUGCCCGGGCCCUGGGGGGAGCAGGAGCGGGGACGCAGGGUUUCGGAGGGCCGCAGAGGGGAAGUUUGCAGUCCGGGGAGGCCUGCGAGAGGGCCAUGUGGGCUGCCGUACAAUCGGACGGCUCACACCGCUCCUUUGACCAAGGUGCCGUACAACAAGAUGCCGGCGUUGGCAUUCGGGCUGGUGCCAGCACUGUACGGCAUCGGUACACGUUGCUGCGUGCCGUACUGGAUCCUGAUUUGGCACUGUGCCGCUCGGCGGCAAUGGCGAGGAACAGGGCCGGUCACGCCGCUCGCUUAACGGCUCAAGCGCAAACCCAGCUGGGGUGUGCAGCUCCCAUUGAUGGCGGACGCGGCGGCGGCGGUGGUGGCGGCGGCGGUGAUUGGGGGGAGCGAGAAGACAGUCAAGGCGGCAACAAACGGCGGCGUAGCAGCAACGGAGGCGAGCGGUUGAAUGUACGACAGCAGCGGAUAGCAGCGGCGAAGGAGCGGCGGCGGCUUUCGGAGAACGAGCGGCAGCUGCAUCGUCGAGAACGGCAGCAGCAACAAGGACAAGCACUGCAGGGUCAUCCUGAACAACAGGAGCCGCUGUUGCAUGGGGCCCCGGCGUCAGUGGACGGCGACGUCAUGAAGUUCAAGAAGCAGCGACGUGGUCAGAGC